UCUCUCUGAACCUCAUUUCUUACUUCCAUCCUCAGGAAGUCCACCAUUCCCUCACGUUUCCAUCGGUGACUUCUAUGGUUUUCUACACUGGCACCUUCGUCUACGGCUUCCUGCUCACCGCCGGAAGCUACUCAGUACAACUUCCGUGCCAAACGAGCAAAGCGAGAAACCAAGGUGCUUUAGUGCUCUGAUGGUGCUGUCAUGUGACAAAUGUGAUGUCCUUUCAUGCAAGGGAGGACAAUAGGUACAACCACUGUGGUUGCAGGCAAGGAAAGUUCCAGGCUGGUCCUGUGUUGUCGUCAAGAACAAGCAUGGAGCACAAUAGCAUAGACUGCAAUGAAGAAGAAAGUGAAAAUUCCAGUGAGAACAGUUUCAACGAAGUGGCAAAUGUUGCUCUUGCGGUAGGAUAUGCAAUGUCCGGGCUGUUAGCACCGCCGCAGCUACCAUUAGUAUACCAACCUGUGUACCUUCAGCUGGACCUCAAUGGACAACAGUGGGUAGAAAAUGUUUUGGCAGAUGCUAGCAGAUGUUCAUACAAAAGAAGCUUUAGGCAUGUUCCUUUGGGCUGUGGGGACUAG
This is a messenger RNA of Panicum virgatum (switchgrass), 578 nucleotides long. RefSeq lists its product as uncharacterized. Bases 216 to 578 code for a protein of 120 amino acids. NCBI's taxonomy places the organism in Eukaryota, Viridiplantae, Streptophyta, Magnoliopsida, Poales, Poaceae. The transcript is spliced from 4 exons. The record is from RefSeq and is a predicted model, not a curated record.